GUUGAUAUCUGGUUUUCUCAAAUCUCCACACUUUCAAGCCUAAAACGCCUGUUUACCCGUCAGUAUAAUGGACACCCUAUCAGAACACUUUCCCGUCUAAUCUCAACCCAAUGGAACUACCUCCUCGCUCUCUUAUCCUAUUACCUCCGGAAACUAUAAAUUGCAUAUGUGAUUCACUCAACGGCAGCGAUCGGGCCUCGUUUGCGCAAACCUGCCGCCCAUUAAACAAGUUGGUGACGCCAAGAAUAUACCAGAACAUUUUGGUAGUCGACCAGAAGUACUCCACAGGCACAGAGUAUGAUUGGAGUUUGGUGAAAGUCAGUGAGAGCCCCGGCAAGCUUCAAGUUAAGGAUCAAUUUGAGCUUUUUUUGCUCACACUCCAACCCCGGUUGCAUUUAUUAGGAUACAUUGAAAGAUUCGAGAUACUCAACUGCAUGAGCGUACGUGUGCGGUUGUAUCUCUCUCGAAUGAUAUCCACCUGGGGAAAGCAUAUGGUGCACUUGAAGUCUUUCCGGUGGCAUGGAUCGUCUAGUUCUCUGGAUUACACCAACAGAGACAAGAUGGUGCUCUAUGACGUCGUUGGAAAGGCCUUUCCUGGUUUAAUGGUCCACUACAGAUGGGAUAGUUUAUGCGAAUUCAUGAAGAAUGCUGUGCAAGAGGGGAGAAAGGACUUGAAAUUGGACUUGUUCUUACCUUCUGAGAUCUCGAAAUUGAAGCUGUGUCCAGAUCUCAUGCGCAAUCUUCACUUGGACUCUCCUCGGUUUAACUCCCUAGAGAUCUACUCUCAGCCCAAAAUUGGACUCGAAAUACUCGAUGCCCUCACGUCUUUAAGCCCCAGUAGACAGGUUACAGUGCAUAGGUUGGUUCUCAAUCAUUUCCACGGCGGUUUCAAUCCCGUAGCAGAUCUCUUCCAGGCAGAAUUACAAGAAGAGACCUAUCCCUUACGCGGUUUGUUGAGUGAAACAGUGUGUCGUGACUCCCUUAAAGAGCUAGAUCUAUAUGUUGGAUGCCAGUACGCUUCCUGCCCCUGCAUCGAAAGGUUUAUGGUCGAUCUUGUACACUUUCAUCGUCUAGAAAGGUUUGCUUUACGGUUGGAUAGCCGGACUGUACCAAGGACACUGAGCCGUUUAUGGGUGUCAAUCAAAGCGGCUAUAGAAGCUAAUCGUAGAUGUUUGAAAUAUGUCUACCUUGAUCUAUCAGCCAGUGAAAAUCCCCGCUCAUCCCUCCAGACCACCUUUGAAGAAGACAAUGAUUUUAUGAUUGGUGUAGUGCCUCAAGAUAGAAUCUCUACCACAGUAGAUGAGUUUGACCUUCUCGGAUUCCCCAACCUUGAAACAUUGAUCGUCAAUGACUUCUUGGAACGGUUCAUUUUGCCUGGCUUCCAGGGCUGGAAACUCACCUCAUUGUACAAGUACAACAGUAAGACCUCAGACGCUCCCAUUCAACUCUGGAAAUCCUUAGAGGCACAUUUCCUAAGCAUGUCCCAGCGUAAUUUGCGGGGCUGGAUUAAAGAUGCAUCUGUUUCUGAUGUCGACUACACGAUAACCUCGAUGGUUUUAAGCGUGCUCGAAGACUUUCAAGCCGCUAUGCGAAAGAUGAACGGAGCUGCCUCCACCCUCCCAAUGUUAGAUAUUGAGAACUAUCCAACCCAAGACGAUGCUACUCGUGAAUAUGUGGAUGCGUACAAGCACAUCUUCCGGAUCUCGAAAUAUGUACCGGGCAGUAAAAGACCAAAGUAUCAGGAUAUUUUCACUACCAUUGUAUCGCUCUGUUUGGUACCAUUUCAUGAGUCUCUCCAGGACUUGAUCAAGCUGCCCUGCUUAAAAAGUAUUGUGUUAAACGGUAUCCAUCUUGAGGUGGUUGAAAUAUCUGGCUACAGAACUUAUAGAUUAGUGAAAUAAUAUAUUUUACAAGGUGGUA
This is a messenger RNA of Babjeviella inositovora NRRL Y-12698, 1920 nucleotides long. RefSeq lists its product as uncharacterized. The transcript has a single exon. Bases 111 to 1901 code for a protein of 596 amino acids. The record is from RefSeq and is a predicted model, not a curated record. Gene Ontology annotation, molecular function: protein binding. NCBI's taxonomy places the organism in Eukaryota, Fungi, Ascomycota, Pichiomycetes, Serinales.